AUGGCUAUCAACGCCCCCGCCCCGGCUAUCAACCACGAUGAGCCUCAGAAGACAACCUCGGGCGAGAAGCCCAAGCCUAAGCCAUUGCUUCAGGUUCAAGCUCCUUUGAGCUGGCAAAAGAGUGUCUUGGCUACGUUGGACACUGGGUUCUCACCAGUCGACACAACCAAGCUGAAGAGCCCAUUGAGAGCGUUCAACAUCAACAUGAUCUCGGAUCUGGAAAUUGGUUCCCCCAUUGACUCUUCCGAGGUCGAAAUUCAGAGCCCCCUCAGAGCCUUCAGCAUCAACUUGGCUUCCGACGACGCCGUCCCAGGCUCUCCCAUUAACCCAUCCGACUUGAAGAGCCCCCUUAGAGCCGUUAGCAUCACCACAGGUCCCGCACUUUCGCUGGAAGAUGCCUCAAAGCAGGACAACUUCAUUGUUGCAGAUGACGAGAAGAUCACAUUGCAGCGUCCUGCUUCUAUCCCCACGCCCCCUCCCGAGCAGUCCAGCGAGACUGAGAUUGCCCACAAGAUCAUGGAUAUUUUCCAGCAAUACGGCAGACAUAUUCUUCCCGAGGGCGAGACCGAGCACACCUGGAUUGGUCGCAAGAUGUUCCUCCCUCGCGUGGAGCAAUACAUCAGGGAUAACGUCCCCAUCAAGAUGAUCAUUCCCUCAUUCCCGUGGAAGAGCAUCAACCGUGUCGAUAAGGUUAUUGGUGUCUUGCCUGACCUGGGCGAGGACUUGGCACUUGCCAGGAUGAACGCUCUUUGCGAAGACAUUGGCAAAGUCUACAGCGGCGGCGCUGAGGUUCACAUUGCCACUGAUGGUUUGGUCUUCAACGACGUUGUCGGUAUCUCAGACGACGAGACUUGGGAGUACGGUUCUACGCUUAUGGACAUGGCUGCGAAGAAGGGCUACAAGGGCAUCAAGCUCCUUCGGGUCAUGGACUUCCUUGGCAUGACCGACGGCUUGGGCCCUAUGACCAAGGAGCAGUACAUGGAGCAAGUCGCCGAGGCUCGCAGACAGCUCGAGUCCCAGUUCGGCAACGCCCUUGAGGAGGUUCGCAAGAUGAUCGACACCGACAACGACACCCUCAUGACCUACCGUGGCUUCAUCCGCUUCCUCGAGGUCGACCUCCGCAACAGCCCUGUUGCGGCUCAUGCCACCUCCGGCCACAAGUACCGCAAGGUCGUCAAGGAGGUCGCCAUGAAGAUGAUGAUGCGCGCCGAGUCCUUCACUAAGAUCAUUUUGGCCACCUGCCCCGACUACGUCCGCCUCUCUAUCCACCCUUCCAGCGGUGCUGUCAAGCUUUCGAUGCCUCUGCUUGUUGAGAAGCACAACCCCGAGGGUUUCCCCCGUACUCCCUGGCACAGCUGCAUUGCUGUCUCUCUCGACGGCGGCUACCGCUCCCUGCACGCCCGCGAUGUCAGGGACACUCAUGAUCUGGUCGUGAGAAACGGCCAGCCCUGGUGCUUCCGUGAGAAGUCUGAGCUCUUCGACCUUGGCGAGAAUGUCGAGAUCGAGCACGUCUACCCGUGUGGUAUCGAGGUCAGACCCAAGGAGAGCGGGUCCGGUGCCGUCAACCUCGGCGAGGCGGCGAAGGAGAAGCUGACCAAGCUCGCGAAGCUGCAGCCUGUGAAGGCUAUUGGUUUCGCUGAUGCUUCUGCUUUCUAG
Messenger RNA from Colletotrichum karsti, 1656 nucleotides. RefSeq names its product pyoverdine dityrosine biosynthesis. The transcript is spliced from 3 exons. The record is from RefSeq and is a predicted model, not a curated record. NCBI's taxonomy places the organism in Eukaryota, Fungi, Ascomycota, Sordariomycetes, Glomerellales, Glomerellaceae. The coding region runs from base 1 to 1656 and encodes 551 amino acids.